This is a messenger RNA of Eremothecium gossypii ATCC 10895, 1215 nucleotides long. RefSeq names its product Vps38p (gene VPS38). Gene Ontology annotation, biological process: SNARE complex assembly. The transcript is spliced from 2 exons. Gene Ontology annotation, molecular function: SNARE binding. Lineage: Eukaryota; Fungi; Ascomycota; Saccharomycetes; Saccharomycetales; Saccharomycetaceae. The record is from RefSeq and is marked provisional. Gene Ontology annotation, cellular component: phosphatidylinositol 3-kinase complex, class III, type II; endosome; lytic vacuole. Bases 1 to 1215 code for a protein of 404 amino acids.
AUGGCAACGAUGAGCAGUCCGCAACCAUACCUCUUACACAGACGGCUACGGCAUCUACGAUCGAUAUCGGUGUGCAAUGCAAGCCUGGUGCGCGGGGACACAGGGCUGGACAUGAGAUGGCGGUUAUUUCCGUGCUUCGUGGUGGUGGAAGACACGCACGGGCGGGUGCAGUACGUCAGCGAGGUGCAGGAGGGGCGGCACUCGGUGGUGCGAUUCAACGAGCUGCCGGUGCUGGAAGCGGCAGAGUCGCAGGUGGUGCUAAGGUUGGUGGGGCAGCUGCCGGAGCCGGAGUUUGCGGGGGAGUGGGCGGAAGUGGCGCGGCAGCAGGUGGACCUGAACGCGCUGCACUACGUGGGGCACGUGGAGCUGGUAGACGGGCUGCGGGAGCUGAACGUGCCGGUGCUGGAGUUUGCGGACGGGCACUUUGCGGCGGCGCGGGUGCCCGGCCGGCUGGCGGACGGCGCGCCGGGCAAGUUCCCGGCGCGGCGGAGCUUCUCGUUUAACGCGCUGCUGAAGCUCAACAAGAUCCUGGAGUACAUGUCGCAGGUGGAAAAAGAGUCGCAGCAGCUGGUGAGGCAGGCCGAGGCGCUGCUUGGGCAGUCCGAGAGCAAGCAGCUCGGGCCAGGACUGGAUUCUGCCUUCGGGGAGCUGGAGGUGCAGCGGAAGCGCAAGCUGGCGCAGCUGUCGGCCCUGCAGGACCACGCGUGCAGGCUGCAGGCCAACCCGGACGACGAGGAGUCGUUCGACAGCGACUACGGGUCUAUGUACUCGGAGCUGAUCCAGAAGAAGCAGCGCGUGCACCUGCUGCAGGAGCGGAAGCUGCAGCGGCUCAUCGAGAUCUUUACUAACACAUCGCUAUUCAGCAGUCCGUACGUCGUGGUCCGCACCAGCACGGACUCGUCUCCGUAUGAUAUUUCACUUGGGAAGUUAGAGCUCCAGACCAUAUUAGACGUAGAUGAUAGAAUAUCUAUAAACACGAUACUCGGGUACUAUUUACUUUUCCUUGACAUUCUGGCGGGCAAAAUAUGCUACAUUCCUCUUCCACAUCGCUUGGCAUAUUACGGCAGCACAUCAAUUAUCGACAACAAGUUCCCAUUGUAUCUUCCGACAUCGUCGACCCAGCAUCAUCUAGAUCGCUUUUCUGAGGCAGUCCACCUAUUCAACAUAAAUAUCAUUCAAGUUCGGCAAUUUCUAAAUAAUCUCAAGGAUAAAUGA